CCGGUAUUCAUAAUCACAUUCUAAAAUCCGAAUUUUGCAUUUUAUCUUUUUGUUGAUUUGAAAAUGUUCUCAAAAACCCAAAAAGCGACGGAUAAGAUCAGGCUAUUGUUGCAAAACACGGUCGAUUGCUCAGUGUUUCUUCGGUUCUUGAGCAUGAGCCACAAGAAGAGCUCCAAAAUUCAGGCUAUCUACGACCUUUGUAAGAAGACCUUAACUCCCGCCAACUCUCCACUUUCUUCUCAAACUAUCCAGAAUCUAUGUUCCCUUAUGGACACAGUUGGCCCGGGCGAUGUUGGGCUUAAAGAAGAGAAUGUUGAUGACGACCGAGGGCAUGGGCUUUUUGGACUGAGCCAAUUGAAUAGGAUAGCUCGAUGGGCUCAACCAAUAACAUAUGUUGACAUAUUUGAAUGUGAAAGUUUUACGAUAUGUAUCUUCUGCUUUCCAACUUCUUCCGUCAUCCCGCUUCAUGACCAUCCUGGGAUGACUGUGUUCAGCAAAGUUCUCUAUGGUUCUCUUCAUGUAAAAGCCUAUGACUGGGUUGAACCUCCCUUCAUUCAGGAAAGCAAGGGCUCUACUUAUUUUCCAGCAAGGUUGGCUAAGUUAGCAGUUGAUAAAGUUCUAACCGCAUCAAGUGCAACAUCAGUUUUGUACCCAAAAACUGGAGGUAAUCUGCAUUGUUUCACUGCAGUUUCACCUUGUGCCGUGCUUGAUGUUCUUUCGCCUCCUUAUAACGAAGAUAAAGGAAGAAGAUGUACAUACUACCAUGAUUAUCCAUACUCAACUAUUUCUAUAGAAUCCAAACCCAAUCUUAACGAUGAAGAAGUAGAAGAUUAUGCUUGGCUUGCAAAAAUCGAGACCCCUGAUGAUCUAUAUAUGCGACCUGGGAUGUAUGCUGGUCCCGGAAUUGAAAUUUAGGCAUCGACUGAUCUGUGGAAUUAUUGAGCUUCUUCCAAGGUCUACCAGGAAAGCUGCUUCUACCCAUCGUUUUACUAGAUUUACUCUUUUAAAGGAAUUUGUUUCUUACAGUGUCUUUUAUGCUGAUUAUACUCCUAUAUACUCUUAGGCACAGUAUUGAUGUAAUGUAGAAGCUUCACUCAGUUGUAUGUUUUACCUUGGAAACUGAUAAAUAUAGGUGCAAGCAGUUAUUCAUCGUGUGAAAAUGAUUCCUGCUUUUACAUUUUCUUUUGGAAGUAGAUACCUACUUUUAGUUGAUUA
Benincasa hispida (wax gourd) is the source of this 1215-nucleotide messenger RNA. RefSeq names its product 2-aminoethanethiol dioxygenase, putative (DUF1637). The record is from RefSeq and is a predicted model, not a curated record. Gene Ontology annotation, molecular function: oxidoreductase activity, acting on single donors with incorporation of molecular oxygen, incorporation of two atoms of oxygen. Lineage: Eukaryota; Viridiplantae; Streptophyta; Magnoliopsida; Cucurbitales; Cucurbitaceae.